AUGUACUGGCCCAUAGCAACUCCGCGCAUCUAUGCUACGAGCAGCAGUCGCAACACAAGCCCCCAUCUCGUCAAGUCUCAUGAUGGACUGUCCUCCAUACCCGAAUCAGAGGCCGCUACCUCCUUGCCGCCCAGCGAUGCCGUCUCCAACUCCAGUUCCAAGCUAGCAGUGCCUGGCCCGUCCGAUACCCCGUCGCUGGCACCCAAAACACCCAAGACUCCGGCUGUGCAGUCUGUCGAGCAUGAUGAUGAUCCAACAGAUCCCUCACGCCAGAACAAUGCGGCUGAUACACCGGUCGGCCCGAUUCCCCUCAAAGAUCCUAUCCUCGCUCUCCGGGUCUCACGAACUGGUCAUCUGUUCGCUGUCAUAACCAAGACCGCAAUUACUGUAUGGCAGACAAAGCCAACCGUGGUUCUCGCUUCUGUUGUCCGAUCCGAGUCAUCUAUCCACCUCUACGGCGACAAUGUCAAUCUAUUCCUUCGACCAGACUCGGCAAUCCUCGUCGUGCACACAUCGAACGGUUAUCUCAUCACGUACUCUCUAGCCACCGAUGGCGAGUCUAGCGUUUACAAAUCAACCUUUCCCAACUAUCACAACAUCCAGCGCCGGAGGCAACAUCUUUCUCCCGGCCAGGCUGCCCUACCACCCGAUGAUUUUCUCUGGGGACCUGGCGAAGGCUCCGGGGUUCGGGACGUCAGCGUCCGUUUUCGAAUGGUGAUAAAGGUUGAUGCUGGGAUCGAAUGUGCCUUGGCAUUGGAUGACGAACUUGUCGUUGCGACCCGAAAACCGGCUGCAGUCCAAUGUAUUCGAUGGACCCCUGACGGCGAGGGCAAACAGACGAAGACGGAAUUGAUCAGCAAAAUGGACUGGACGGAAAAAAAGGCCACAAUAACUGAGAUGACCUAUGAUCGUCCGAUGAACCUCAUGACUUGGAUAACCAACGACGGACGAGCGUCUGCUGUUCAGCGCUACCAUCAUCGUCCAGAUAGUCGUGAUGCGAAAGAAGCCGACGCCAAGCGCCUCUUUAAGGGGCACUGUUUUCAUAUCCCAAAGUCUGCAUCGCAGUAUGCGACAAGAGCUGUUAUCAACGCGCGAUUCUCCCUGAUUGCUGUGGGCUGCCAAGACGGAUCCGUUCAGGUAUACUAUGUCCGCGACUAUGCUGGAAAUGUGACGCUCUCGCACACACACCAGAUCCCCGUAUCGUCCUCCGCCUCUGGUGCUUUCACCACACUGAGCUAUUCGCCAGAUGGGUAUUGUCUCUUUGCAGGCUUCGAGAAGGGAUGGUCAACCUGGUCCAUGUAUGGAAAGCUUGGCAGUAAUAGCUUCGGCUCGGAAGAGAUCAUUUCUAAGAUCAAUGGCGAAGAGUGGCUUCGCGGGCUCACCGAGGCGUCAUGGAUUGGAGGUGGGACUGAGAUCCUCAUGGUCGGACGACAGCAUGAGGCAGUUUGGUCACUGGAGAUGGCUAAGAGUGCGGUGACGGGCUGCUACAACGAGGCAAAUGUGCUCCGUAGCGUCCUCCAAACUCCUACGAGUGUAAUGGUCUAUCGGGGAUAUGAUCUCCCUGACCUCACAAGCAUCUCAGCAGAGCCUUUUCUCUGGCAUACCUCAAGAGUGCCGGCUUCAUAUCUAUUAAAACAGUGGCCGAUACGGCAAACCGUCAUCUCUCCGGAUGGCCGGUAUGUUGCAGUUGCAGGUCGCCGUGGACUGGCACACUACAGUGUCAACAGUGGGAGAUGGAAGACCUUUGAUAAUGAGGCGGCAGAGAAUGAGUUCCAGGUACGCGGUGGCAUGUGCUGGUACCAGCACGUGCUCAUCGCUGCAGUUGAAUGCAGCAACAAGUCCUUUGAACUUCGAUUGUUCUCGCGCGAGACCGCCUUGGAUAACGCACGGGUUCUUCAUAGGGAGGAACUUCCCGCACCUGUGGUGUUAGUGACCACUUCAGGCGACGAUUCACUUCUGGUAUACACCUACGAAAAUCUUCUAUAUCACUACAUUCUUGCGCCAUACAAUGGGUCCAUCCGUCCCAUCCAGGUUGGGCAGAUUGCUUUCCACGGCAUUAUAAGAUCGCCAGCACGCGUGCGAGCAUUAAGUUGGCUACUACCAGAUAGUCAGGUUAGUGAUGGCGACCCUUCGCAGGAUGUCGUCGUGGCCUCGGUGAUUUUUCUGGUCGAUGGCAAGCUGGUUUUAUUAUCACCCUCGCUCAAUGACGAGGGACAUUUAAAAUACGAUAUGCGAGUUAUUGCACAAAAUGUGGAAUACUACGCAACUAUGAGGGACCAACCUCUACUUAAUAUCACUAGGCAGGGCGAGGACAGCAUUCCGUCCCAAGGGCCUUUGGCAUUGAAAGACUCACUUUGGGUGUUUGAUGGCAUGGAGUUGAAGGCAUGGACUGACCUUGGCGAGGUCCUCGAGGCUGUAUCCGAUGGCAGCACGAGAGAACUGCCAAAUGCAGUGUCCAUCCCGGUUGACUUCUACCCGCUGUCUGUUCUUUUGGAGAAGGGAAUUGUUCUAGGUGUUGAGUCGGAUUUGGUUCAGCGGAGAGAUGUGUCAUUCUCCUUCUUCCACUUCGCAAUCAGGACUCAUCUUGUUCUACCUGAUAUCCUUCGCUUUUACCUUCGCCUCAACCGGACAGAGGAAGCGGCUGCUUUGGCACAGCAAUAUCGAUCCCUGGAGUAUUUCGCCCACGGAUUAGAAAUGCUGUUGCACCGUGUUCUGGAUGAGGAGGUAGAUACGUCACCAGAGCCAGCAGACGCUGUUCUGCCGCGCGUUCUUUCCCUUCUUUCCUCCUUCAAGGAGUAUCUCGAUGUUGUUUUGCAGUGCACCCGAAAGACGGAAGUCCGACAAUGGAAGACCCUGUUUGCUUAUCUCCCUCCCGCGCAGGAAUUAUUCGAGGAAUCCUUGCAGCGAGGUUCCCUAAAAACGGCAGGUGGCUACUUGAUCGUGUUGCAUACUCUGGAAGAGCUUGAGGCAGCGACUGAACAGUCGGUGCGGCUUUUGUCAAGGGCAAUGAACGAGGGUGAGUGGGACUUGUGCAAGGAGCUGGCCCGCUUCCUGGCGGCCAUGGAUGAGACUGGAGCAGUGCUCCAGGAAGUGAUGAGGAUGGUGAAUAUCACUGUCAAUGAUCCGCAGCAAAAUGCAGUUGCCAAUCGGCUGGCAAUCCCACCGCGCACUCGCACAAAUGGGACAAAGCAGGCCGUCUCCACAGACGAUGACAGUGUUGGUUCGGAUAGGCGUUCCGGUAGCGAUGUUGCGAGCAUCGAGUCCUUGGAUAGCCCGCAAGGUCUCGGGCUGAGAUUUGCAUAA
Clonostachys rhizophaga is the source of this 3303-nucleotide messenger RNA. Lineage: Eukaryota; Fungi; Ascomycota; Sordariomycetes; Hypocreales; Bionectriaceae. The record is from the annotation of a GenBank genome assembly.